Pseudozyma hubeiensis SY62 is the source of this 1119-nucleotide messenger RNA. Its product is annotated as CDP diacylglycerol serine. The transcript has a single exon. The record is from RefSeq and is a predicted model, not a curated record. Gene Ontology annotation, cellular component: mitochondrion. Bases 1 to 1119 code for a protein of 372 amino acids. Gene Ontology annotation, biological process: cardiolipin biosynthetic process. Lineage: Eukaryota; Fungi; Basidiomycota; Ustilaginomycetes; Ustilaginales; Ustilaginaceae. Gene Ontology annotation, molecular function: CDP-diacylglycerol-glycerol-3-phosphate 3-phosphatidyltransferase activity.
AUGAAAAUCUAUGGGUUCGACGACGACGUGGUGCUGAGUGGCGCCAAUCUUAGCCGAGACUACUUCACGAACCGGCGCGACCGCUACUUGCUGAUCGAGAACCACGAGGUCAUUGCGAACUACCUCCACUCGCUGGUGCAUCUUGUCGGCCAGUUCAGUUUCCGGCUGGAAACUGACUCAGAGAAGCACACGUCGACCGAGAAGGACACACGGCAGGGCUGGAAACUGAUAUGGGACGGAGGUCAGGAUGAUGCUACUGCUUCAAGCAGCGACACAGCCUCGCAGCUCUACCCAGAAUCGGGCUGGACGGAUGCGGCAACCCAAGCUGUCAUAGAAUUCACUCGACAAUGGCAUGCUCGAUCGUCUUCUUUGUCGCCCAUCGCGGGCAGCAAGAAGGAGGAUGCCGAUACGCUGCUCAUUCCAUUGCUUCAGAUGGGACCGUUGAAUGUCAGGCAGGAGACGCGAGCGAUUCCGCAAAUCCUCGAGCUGGCUCUCGAGGCUCCUGAUCAGGACGACUCGCCGCCGACGCUGGCACUCACCUCCGGAUACUUCUCCCUGUAUAGACCAUACAAAGCGCUCUUGCAACAGGCUAAAACGGCGCGUAGCGCCAUCGUCAAGAUCAUCUGCGCGGCCCCCGAAGCCAACGGCUUUUUCCAAUCCAAGGGUGUCUCGGGAUGGAUUCCAGAGGCUUACACUUGGUAUGAGUAUCAAUUCUGGAAUGCGCUUCGACGUUCCAACAGGCUUUUGCGACAAGAUGGCAAAAGGAUCCAAGACGGAGGCGUAGAGAUCACAGAGUGGAAGAAAGAAGGCUGGACCUACCAUGCGAAGGGGAUCUGGUACUCUCCUCCGCCAGCCAAGGGAUCGAACGAGACAGCCGCACCCAAGAUGGUUCACGUCGGCUCGAGCAAUUACGGAUCCAGAUCGGCCGACCUGGAUCUGGAGUGCACCUUCUUGAUCUCCACCCAAUCGAAAGCGCUCUCGCAAAGGUUCAAGGACGAAUACGCCACACUGGACAAGGAUGCGAACGACCUCGUCAAUGAAGAUCUAUUCCAGAGAUCCGAUCGAAAGGUGCGCAGGAGAGUCAAGAUUGCAUCCAGAAUUUUGAAGGGCAUGCUGUGA